CCCGUGUAACACAUUUCUUCGAUCAGUCGGCUACUCCUCCCCUUGUGCAGUUUUCGCUACAGCCUUGAAAAUGUCUUCCACAAAUCCCACUUUCGCGACAGAAUCAUUUUCAUCCCGUAAAAAGCCCCCGCCUUCGUGCGAUUUCACAGUGGGAUGGAUAUGUGCCAUCUUCAUCGAGUACCUUGCUGCGCUGGAAGUACUGGAUGAGAAGUACGAGGCCCACCCCGGAGAUGUGCAGGCUGGAGGAGAUUACAAUGAGUACACGCGGGGUCGCAUUGGAAAUCACUAUGUGGUGGUUGUCUGUCUACCCGCGGAGUCCUAUGGGCUGGCGUCAGCUGCGACUGUCGUAACAAACAUGCGAAGCACCUUUCCAACUCUCCGAUUUGCGUUGAUGGUUGGCAUUGCCGGGGGCUCUCCACGAGCUGGUAGUGACGUGCGCCUGGGUGACGUGGUUGUCGGCACAAUGGUCAAACCAACCAGGUUUGGCAAGGAUACGACUGAAGGCUUUGAGCACACUGGCCAUGUUCCUCGCCCUCCCAACAUCCUGCUUUGUCGUGUAAAUCAUCUGAAGAGGCGCACACUCAUGGAUAUAGACAUGGAAAGAAUUGUUGACGACAAAGUUCGUGCUCUGCGCAUCACUCUCAGAGACAGGUUUCAGCCCCGGAGCACGAUGGUGGACCGCCUCUAUGCAUCCGACUAUAUCCAUAGUGAUGUUUGCGAUUGCAAGAGGAAUGAGCCUGGUCUUCCUGACCGCAUUGUCGCCCGGGAAGAGCGCCUUCCGGGUAACCGUCUUGUGGUGCAUUCUGGGCCAAUAGCUUCGGGUGACCAAGUCAUCAAGAAUGCAAAGAUUCGCGACCGUGAUGCGAGUAAGCUUGGUACGAUCUGUUUUGACAUGGAGUCGGCGGCAUUGACGAGCAUCGAUGCCAUUGUCAUCCGCGGCAUCUGUGAUUAUGCAGAUUCACAUAAAAACGACGAAUGGCAUGGCUAUGCUGCUAUGGCUGCUGCACUUACCGCCGUCGAGUUUUUGAAGCUGGUUCCUGUCGCCGAUGUUCAGAAGACUCGGAUCGGUAUCACCGAGGAGGAAGUCCGUCGGUUUGUGGAAGCGUCAAUCGAUGAGCUGAAGGUUGUAGUAGAUGAUACCUUGUGCAAUCAGCAAGAGAAUAUUUCGAGGGUGCAGGCUACACUUGAAGGGGUCGAUCAGCGCUUUUCGCUCCUCAACCGCUUGAAAGAGCCAGUGACACGCAACGAGGACGAAGUGGGUCGGACAGUCGUACAGCUUCGCAGCCUCGAAGAGUCUCACAACAAACUCGCGACUGCACUCCAAGACCUUUCGGAAACAAUCUUACAGCAAGAGAAAAGAAGCUUAACCGCUGAGACUAAGCGAGAAUGGGCGACUUUGCGUGCUACUGUCACUAGCAAGUCUGCGGAGUGCCGAAAAGCUGCCGCUUUCAUCGGUGAGACUUUGGAUGUGGCGGGAGACGUUCUCGAAAGUGUUGGAGAAUACACCAAUAAAGACGAAUUGAAAUUUGCUUCCCACAUCACUCACCUCGGAGGCAGGUUUGGUAUUAGAAUCAGCAAACGCGGCGACAAGCAUGCCGAUUCUCCUGUCAAUGAAACAGCAGCGAUCGAGGAUACCAAGGAAGCUAAUGACAGCUUCUGGCAGCGACCCAAGUUUGAAAAGCCCAACUUCAUCAGCCAAACCCAAGACAAAUUUUCGGGCUUGGUUGGUAAGAUGUCGCUUCGCAAGGGUACCAAUGUUGAACCAGAACAGAGCUAUGGGGUCGCAACACUGCGUCAGCACCUUCAGAACAUAGCAACAACAUCUCAGGAGGAUCCCACAAGCCUAUCCCUCCAGGUCCGUUGCGACCGAAACCUGACAGACUCCGUUCCAAAGGCAGUGACGGGAGUGGAGGAUCGGUACAGUCUCUUCAUGGGCAGGCCUCUCACGAACAGGUAUACCGAAGUGUCCAGGAACCUGCACCGAAAAUUUCCAGAAUGCCAGCGUCUUCUCAGGACACAAACGUUCUAA
Aspergillus costaricaensis CBS 115574 is the source of this 2029-nucleotide messenger RNA. RefSeq names its product purine and uridine phosphorylase. Gene Ontology annotation, biological process: nucleoside metabolic process. NCBI's taxonomy places the organism in Eukaryota, Fungi, Ascomycota, Eurotiomycetes, Eurotiales, Aspergillaceae. The record is from RefSeq and is a predicted model, not a curated record. Bases 71 to 2029 code for a protein of 652 amino acids. Gene Ontology annotation, molecular function: catalytic activity. The transcript is spliced from 2 exons.